AUUAUGAUAAGUUAAUCUGAACUUUAGAAUGAAAUUAAGUAAUUCAUAAAAGAUUCAAAUUGGAAUGCUGUUGUCUAAGAAUAAAUCAGUUAAUUUGAAGCUUUUUUACCAACUAAUCCUUGGCUAUUCGUAUAUGAACAACCCUCUAAUUUAGCACAUUAUUUAUAUUUUCUAACAACAAAUAAUCAAACAAAACAAUAAUUGUAAUCUAUGCUCUAUCAACUCUUGGUAGAAUAGUAUCAAUUAACAAAAGUCAAAAGAUCUUAUUUGAUAACUAGUUUUACUUUACUUUUUAUUCCACAUAAUUUAGCAUUAUUAUAAAAGUACAUAGUUGACAAUUAUGAUGAAAUGCUAACAAUAGACAAAGCUGUUUAAAUCAUUAUUUGGUCUUUAAGGUUGAGAGAGUUACAUGAAUUAGCAGAGUAAAUGAAAAAAGUUAGUCCUAUUACAAUGAAUAUACUCUAAUAAUUUGAAACACAAUUAAACAAUUCAAAUGAGCAAUAUAGUUUUGAUUUAUUAAUUUAACUGUUAAAAAAAUGAUUGAAUAAUAUAAGGUUCAUGAAUAAAUUGGUUAAGGAGAGUUUGGAAAAGUCUAUAGAGCAACCAAUCUUCUUACUUAAACAGUAGUUGCUAUUAAAAGUGUGGAUGUGGCCAAAUUUAAUGAAACACCAAAAUUACUUGAAUU
This is a messenger RNA of Paramecium primaurelia, 685 nucleotides long. NCBI's taxonomy places the organism in Eukaryota, Ciliophora, Oligohymenophorea, Peniculida, Parameciidae. The record is from the annotation of a GenBank genome assembly.